AGAAAACCAGGUUGCUAAUCCAUGGGUCUUUUGUAGUGUAACUGUUUAUGUUUAUAGUAAAAAUCAUAUAAAACAUGCCGAAAAACAAAGGUAAAGGAGGAAAAAAUAGGAGGCGAGGAAAGAACGAAAAUGAAACUGAAAAACGUGAGUUGGUCUUUAAGGAAGACGGACAAGAGUACGCCCAAGUCACAAAGAUGCUCGGUAAUGGCCGCUUGGAGGCCAUGUGCUUUGAUGGCAUCAAACGCCUGUGUCACAUCCGAGGGAAACUACGAAAAAAAGUGUGGAUAAAUCAAGGAGACAUAAUAUUAAUAGGCCUACGAGAUUAUCAAGAUGCGAAAGCUGAUGUCAUCUUGAAAUAUACCCCUGACGAAGCUAGGAAUCUAAAGACGUAUGGAGAAUUCCCAGAAACGGUCCGCAUCAAUGAGACAGUAGUGUAUUCUGUGGAUGGAUUAGAUGAAGAUAUUGAAUUUGGAGAUGAAGUCAGUUCAGAGGAUGAAGCUGAUGAUGUGUGAAUAUGUAAUUUUUAGCUUUAUUUAUGAUAUUUGCAGUAAGUCUCUGUAAAAUUCCUUCUGUUAUUAAACAUGACUUUAAUUUUUACUUAUACCUACUUGUAAUUAUCCAGUCUUCAAAAUUAAUUUGUAAAAAAACACAAGUUGAAACAUUAUAGUAUUAUUAAUAUGCUUCAUCUGUUCACACUUCCUGAAAUAUAUUUAUUCUGAAAUUUGAUUUCUCAACAUUCCUGCCAUUGUUAUAUUUUCUGAAGUUAAAAUUUAAAUAUGUUAGGAAUGUAUAUAAAUUAAACAAUCAUCAAC
Messenger RNA from Bombyx mori (domestic silkworm), 812 nucleotides. RefSeq names its product eukaryotic translation initiation factor 1A (gene eIF1A). NCBI's taxonomy places the organism in Eukaryota, Metazoa, Arthropoda, Insecta, Lepidoptera, Bombycidae. Gene Ontology annotation, molecular function: RNA binding; translation initiation factor activity. Gene Ontology annotation, cellular component: cytoplasm. Gene Ontology annotation, biological process: translational initiation. The record is from RefSeq and is marked provisional.